Molecule: messenger RNA, 1212 nt
Organism: Pieris macdunnoughi
Lineage: Eukaryota; Metazoa; Arthropoda; Insecta; Lepidoptera; Pieridae
Source: the annotation of a GenBank genome assembly
AUGUCGUGCUCAUAUGUCGAGUGUGGAGACUAUCAAGUAACACCUGUACUCAUGGCACCUUGCGACUCCAUGCCGUGUUGUGAUGGUCCAGCCCUUUGUUAUCCCUGUUUGCCUCGCUGUCCAAAAGGCCAAAUUGUUUACUGCUGUGAAAGAAAGCCAAGUCGGCCACCGAAAGACGAAAGUUGUUGCCAAUCGAAUAAACCAAAGUCCAAUGAUCGUCAACGAGAUCGUGAAAGAGACUGUUCGCCAAACCACUGCUGUCCACCCUGCAAGCAUCCUACAUGUAAUCCAGUUAAAACUAAAUAUGUUAUACCAUGUUACCGCUAUGAAGAUGGCCGUAUAGAACAGUACAUGCCGACACGACACGGUAGGCUGCCGGCUUCUGCAUACCGUCGAAACGGAAUGCAGGAUCAAAUGCAUGGUUAUAGAGGAGCCAUCAGAUACUUAUGUGCUGGUGGUCAUGAUUCGUAUAAGCCUUGUGUUUACACAGCUGUUGAACCUAUUCGUAAAGUAUUUCCGAGGAUAACUCAAGAAAUAUUACCAGUUAACCCCAUGCCCUCAUCUGCCUUAAAACGAAAUGGACUUCAGGAUCAAAAAUUUAUUGAAAGUGGUGGCAUUGCUUAUAUAAGAAAAUGUUGGCGCAACGCGCAGUGGAGUGACUAUCCAUUCGCGUUUGCUGUCAAACCCGCGAAGAAACUCCCUGUACAAAAGUUACCCGUGUCUGCAUUCAAGAGGAACGGGAUGCAAGACCAAGAACACUCAAAACUUUUGGGCACCACAAACUUUCUUAAGAGAUGUCCCCGAGAUGUAAUGUUUGAAUGUGACGUUUGUACACAACCAGUAAAAGUUAACGACCCAGUUAAAGUACCAGAGCUGCAAAAAUCUGAAUUAUGCUGUAGAGUCUUUAAGAAGAAACCUAUCGAGGUGAACCAACCCACUGUACUCACGCGUAGAGCUUGUGAAGUGGCUGUGGGAUGUAGGCCCAGGCGAAAGCCAUUUUGUGCACAUUCGUACUGCGCAGACGAAGAGCAGGAGGUACAUCGAUACGUGUCUGAAGAUGAGCGGGGUAAUUGUUGCUACCAUUUCGAGAAAAAGAAAAACGGGAGUGGCUUGAACUACUGUCAGUCGUGUCACUCGUGUCCCCAUUACGCAGAUUGCGUCCCAGCGAAGGCGAUGGAGCCUCCAAAGAACUGCUAUUAUUACUGUUGUUGA